Molecule: messenger RNA, 975 nt
Organism: Helobdella robusta
Lineage: Eukaryota; Metazoa; Annelida; Clitellata; Rhynchobdellida; Glossiphoniidae
Exons: 4
Coding region: 298-975 (225 amino acids)
Source: RefSeq, a predicted model, not a curated record
UCUAUAACACCGCUAGAUUAAUUUGUUCUUUAAAUCAUUUUUUCGCUGGUAAAAUUAUUCGUUUCAUUUUAUUAUUUUUAAAAGUUGAGACUGCUACUUCUACUACGACUACUGAAAAAUUAUAACAGGGUUUAAAAAAUUAAAAUAGGAGAGAGGUAGAGAGCGAGAGACAGAAGGAGAAAGAAGGAAGUAAAAGACAGCAACUAUAAUAACAGUAACAACAACAACAAUAAUAAUAAUAUUAAAUUACUUUAUGCUAAUAAUUAAUUAAAACUUUUGAGGAAAAUACUGUUAGUGAUGUCAAAUCCACCGACAGAACGGUUGAACGAUAGUAUGGAGGAGAAGAAGAACGGGAAAAAUAAGAAAAAUAACGGAAAGCUACAGAAGCAGCCAUCAAACGAGGAGAAAUUUGACGGACCAGGAGUCAAUUUUAAGGGGAAAUUGAUUGGAUUUGAAUCCGUCAGCGAGUCUAAAGGCGAGAGAAUGUGCCAAGUGGCAAUGGCUAAGCUGAAGGCAGCCGUGAUAGCGUUAGGAGUGCACAAGGAGAAAAUAACCCUUAAUUUAUCUUUAGAAGGGAUUACUCUGUAUGAUGACAAGAUGGAGGACCAACUCUAUCGUCACCUCAUUGAAAAAAUUUCAUUCGUGUCUCGCGAUGCCAGCGACUCGCGUGCCUUCGGUUACGUGUUCAAUGAAGAUGACGAGAAGUAUCGGUUCUGUGCCAUCAAGACGGAAAAAAGUGCUGAGCCAGUGAUGGCGACGUUGAAAGAGCUCUUCAAGGCAUACUACGAGAAGCAAGAAGGAAAAAGUGGAAAUGAUUCAACCAGCCAAACAGAAGAAUCAGCUAAUCAGACGUCGACAGCAGCUCAACCUUCUGAUGGAGCUACUACGCCAGCUGCUAGCAACGCUGCUGCUGAUAGCGUUUUACUGGAAAAUAAAAUUACACCUAUGGAAAGUGUUAGUGAUUUUUUAAAGUAA